This is a messenger RNA of Aedes albopictus (Asian tiger mosquito), 2331 nucleotides long. RefSeq lists its product as uncharacterized. The transcript is spliced from 2 exons. The record is from RefSeq and is a predicted model, not a curated record. Bases 232 to 1839 code for a protein of 535 amino acids. Lineage: Eukaryota; Metazoa; Arthropoda; Insecta; Diptera; Culicidae.
CGGACGUGCCGGUAACCAAGGACUAAAAGUGUAACUGACUUGUGCAGGAUUCAGCAUUAAGUAGACGCUUAGCCCAACCCGUGGCGAAGCAAGAAACUAGUGACUAUCUCCAGCGAUCAUCAGGAACCAGGCUCUUGGAAACCAUCCCUCAACCCGUAGGUGAUUUGCGCCGCCCGACACGAAAACUGCAUCGGUGGGUUUCAACCCUUUAAGAGUGUCGAACCCUCGAAGAUGACACACAAACACCCGAUACUUUUUUGUCUUACAAUUAUGAUGUUUUUCAAUCCUAUUUACUCUGCUUACUUGGAAAUCCUUGAACUUAAUGAAAAUCCCGGUAUAGUUGCGUUCAAGACUAAUUCAGUCUUUAUAAAAGAAGGAUCUCACACACUAUUCCAUAGAUUUAAUUUAUUUUCCUUUACCGUCGUUCUCAAGCAGUAUGAAUCCAUUAUUUUGAACAUUGAAGAAAACCCAAAGAUAGCAGAACUAGUUAAAAUUCUUAAACAAAAGCAGAGUCAGGCUUAUUUUAUCCUUGAAAAUUUAACCGCUAGAAGUAGAAAAACAAAACGAUCUCUUAAUUUUCUUGGGUCUACCUUAAAAAUGAUUACAGGGAAUCUCGAUAAUGAAGAUUUGUUAAAAAUAGAAAACCAACUUGAAAUUCUUAAAAAUUCAAAUAACCUUUUAGUAACAGAGAAUAAUGAACAAAUUCAAAUUAAUAAAUUGUUUGAGGAAAGGAUUAACAAUAUUACUAAACAAGCUUAUAGACAGUCUAGGGAAAUAGAUAGCAUCAUUAAACAGACAAGACUGAGCUUAGACAGACCUGUCGAAUGGGAACAUCUCCUGCACCUACACAACAUCAUCUUCAACAUCGACAUGAUCAACCAGCAGCUGUCUACAAUUUUCGAGGCCAUUCAGUUGUCCAAGUUGGGUUUAAUUUCAAAGGCUUUCUUACAACCAUCAGAGCUAGAAUUUGCAACGAAUCUGUUGGAGUCACAAGGCGUUGUGAUUAACAGCUAUGACCAAGUUUAUGAGUUUUUGGAACCCAUAGCAUUCCACAAUAACUCAGACAUAAUCCUACUCAUAAAAAUUCCUAAAUUCAGGCAAGGAGAAUUUGUGCAACUCCAAAUAGAAGCCAUUCCACGACAGUUUAAAAUCAUACCGAUAAAUGCAACAAAAGCCAUUGUUGGUAACAAUGAGUCUUACCUAAUUUCCCAUCCAUGCAUGAACAUCGAGCAUAGCAUCAUCUGCGACGUCCAGAACUUGUAUAACACUUCAAAUGACGGAUGCUUACAUGAGUUACUAAGAGGAAAUACGGGUAACUGUACCUUCAUUAGAUCCCCAAUGAAACCUGAUACAAAGGAAAUCGAGAAUCUCGGACUGUUAGUUAAAAACUCUGUUGAUCCGACUUCGAUGCAAAACAGUUGUGGAUAUGGUCCGAGGAAUUUAACAGGAACGUUUCUCAUAUCAUUUAGAGAUUGUUCCAUCACCCUCAACGGAAAAACCUUUACCAGCAAAACAUUCAGAGGAGAAUCCAGACCUGUCAUCUUACCCCUACAUUCAGUUAGCGUAGAUGAGUCACAGACAGAACCAGAAUCCAUUGACUAUAUGGAACAACUGCACAUUAGGAAUCGUCAUAAGCUGGAGCACUUAGAAACAGCAAGCAAAAGGACUAAAGUGCUCAACAUAGUAGGAAUAGUUCUCAUCACAUGCUUCGUAGCAGUAAUUUUCGCUUUUCUUACGAGAGAAGUUCGUAAACUCAAAAUGAAGCUGACAAUACGGAUCCCUGCAAACAAUGCGUUGGAAAGCUCUCAAACAAUAUUGAACCGAGACGGUUCAAACUAAGGCGGGGGAAGUUAUGGACAUCCCUAGGCUCUACCCACGAUGUUCAGGUAUCCGCCUAUCGUGGACUAGAUGCUGACAAAGCAGUAUCACCCUUGGAGACACUGAGCAUAACCCCCAUACCAGAAUACCCUUUGGACUCCGAGCAUAUUGAUGACACGAUAAAUCGAUACCGGCGCACAGUAACACCGACCAUCCAACGCAACCCAGAACAACCAGGCCAGUUGCCAUCCGGUGAACUUUUGCUGACAUCGAGAAAGCAUCGAACUCAAUCGGAGGACACAGGUGUGCCCUCGGUCUGGUCUGGCUCGAUCAGUCAGUUGGAAGUGAACGUUUGAAUCGAUAGGUCUAAUAGUCAGUUGAAAGCCCUUCUGGCCCAGUAUAAGUGUUAGGAAGUGUGAAAUGUAAAAUUAUAAACAAGAACAUAAUAAAAGUGAUGGGAUUAGGGUAAAUUUGAAACAAGUAGUUUUUUUAAAAACCCUAAUGUGAAGUCCC